AUGGAUAAGAUGAAUGAAAUGAAGAUUGUCGCCGGGGAUGUUGGAGGAGAGGAAAAGAGAGAUGGGAAUGGAGAUGAGAAGGGAAUGAAUCAAGUGGGUGGGAUUAAACUUCCUCGUGUGUCGAUUCAGUUUUGUACGCAGUGUAAGUGGAUGUUGAGGGCGGCUUAUUUUGCACAAGAACUCCUCUCAACCUUCGGAACAGAUAUCGGAGAAGUCGCCCUUCAACCUAGUACCGGUGGUACAUUUAUUGUUGAGCUAUUUACAGAUGCGAACGCGAAUAAGAAUGCUACUAGUUCUGUAGAAGGAGAAGCUGAAAAGAACGUGAAUGAAGUAAGAGGGUUCAAGGUAUUGAAACAUACGCUUUGGGAUCGGAAGAGUGAGGGGGGAUUUCCUGAAACGAAAGAAUUGAAAAAGAGACUUAGGAAUAUCAUUGAUCCAUCAAGGGAUUUGGGUCAUGUUGAUGGAAAGAAAUCAACAACAUCAACGACCCCUCAUUCUGCCUCUAAGCCAGCAUCUAACAGCCAACUCCAAUCUGCACCAUCAGAUGUCAAACCAUCUACCUCAACCCCAGCCAAUACCACAUCUCAACCUUCACCUUCCAGCCCCGUCUCUACUUCCCAGCUGGUUGAAGCGAAGCUCGAAGAGGCAAAGGAGAAGAAGCAAGAAGAAGAGAAAGUAACGUUGAAUGAGAGAGGUAAAAUUGUAAUCACGGGUCUGGAAGGAGAGGGCGGAUUUGGGGUAUGUAGACCUGGGGACGAGGAGUGUGGCGGAUUUUGA
Botrytis porri is the source of this 777-nucleotide messenger RNA. RefSeq lists its product as uncharacterized. The record is from RefSeq and is a predicted model, not a curated record. The transcript has 4 exons. The coding region runs from base 1 to 777 and encodes 258 amino acids. NCBI's taxonomy places the organism in Eukaryota, Fungi, Ascomycota, Leotiomycetes, Helotiales, Sclerotiniaceae.